Spodoptera frugiperda (fall armyworm) is the source of this 3497-nucleotide messenger RNA. RefSeq names its product nose resistant to fluoxetine protein 6. The record is from RefSeq and is a predicted model, not a curated record. The coding region runs from base 55 to 3036 and encodes 993 amino acids. The transcript is spliced from 13 exons. Lineage: Eukaryota; Metazoa; Arthropoda; Insecta; Lepidoptera; Noctuidae. Gene Ontology annotation, molecular function: acyltransferase activity, transferring groups other than amino-acyl groups.
UGUUCGGCGGUGGACACAACAUUAGUCGUAGUUGCUUGGCCACAGGCAGUCGCGAUGGGUACUCACAAGUACUUUAUAUUCUUGCUAGCAGUGUGCUCAGUGUUCGCUCAGAAAAGUGUGUUUGACGAGGAUUUGUACCAGAGUGUGUUGGACCCUGAAGAAUGUGCAGCUCAACUCACGUAUUUGGCGGACAACGACCAAUUAAGAUAUUUAUUUCUCGAUGCCAGUGGCAAGUUACCGAGCAACCUUCUUGGUGGCAAUUGGAAUGAUCUAGGAGACUACUUUCAAUGCUUGGGGAUCCAUCAAGUAGUCGAUGACAGAACUUACCAGGGGAAAUACUGCGCUGUUAGUGUUCCACUUGAAUCUUUACCACCGAUUAAUCUCCCUACAACUAGUGGCACAUUACCUACUAUCACUUGGCCGACUAUCACUUGGCCGACUAUCACUUGGCCGACUCUGCCUAGUGAGAUCAAUCGGCCUAGUUUGAUCACUCGGCCUAGUGACAUCACUCUGCCUACUGGGAUCACUCUGCCUGAUGGGAUCACUCUGCCUAGUGAGAUCACUCGGCCUACUGGGAUCACUCUGCCUGACGGGAUCACUCUGCCUAGUGAGAUCACUCGGCCUAGUGACAUCACUCUGCCUACUGGGAUCACUCUGCCUGGUGGGAUCACUCUGCCUAGUGAGAUCACUCGGCCUAGUGACAUCACUCUGCCUACGGGGAUCACUCUGCCUGGUGGGAUCACUCUGCCUAGUGAGAUCACUCGGCCUAGUGACAUCACUCUGCCUGGUGGGAUCACUCUGCCUAGUGAGAUCACUCGGCCUAGUGAGAUCACUCGGCCUAGUGAGAUCACUCUGCCUGAUGGGGUCACUCUGCCUGAUUGGAUCACUCUGCCUGAUGGGAUCACUCUGCCUGAUGGGAUCACUCUGCCUGAUGGGGUCACUCUGCCUGAUGGGAUCACUCUGCCUGAUGGGAUCACUCUGCCUGAUGGGAUCACUCUGCCUGAUGGGAUCACUCUGCCUGAUGGGAUCACUCUGCCUGAUGGGAUCACUCUGCCUGAUGGGAUCACUCUGCCUAGUGAAAUCACUCGGCCUAGUGACAUCACUCUGCCUGGUGGGAUCACUCGGCCUAGUGAGAUCACUCUGCCUGGUGGGAUCACUUGGCCUGAUGAGAUCACUUUCCCACCAACUACCACGCCUGAUUAUGAAGAAGCACCAGAAGAACUGCGUUCACGCAAUGCUGGUUAUCCACCAUUCCCUGAAAUCGACAGUGAAACGCUCCAAGCUGUUGAAACUUACAAUAACUUGAGGAAAUACGUGCUUGGACUUAGUGGCAUGGGGGAGGCAGUUGACUCGAUCAGCCAACCUGAGAACAGAAUAUUCCCGUUGAAUUUCGCAGCCAACAAAAGUGCGCUGCUAGGAAUUUGUAUUCCCGCCGUCUGCACGCCGACCCAAGCCAUCGACUUCCUUGAGGCCCAGAUUCCCUUUUCCGAAUUCGUUAUUAAGGAGGAGUAUUGUAGGCUGCCCCAAGACAAACCUUUAGCUCCUGCUGAUAUCGUUGCUAUUGUCAUCUUCUCCAUCAUCGGACUGUUGCUCAUCGCUAGCACGUCGUACGACCUCGUCCAAACUUUCCUGUUCAAACGUGCUCCAUCCCGCAUCAACCCACUGUUCGUCAGUUUCUCCGUGUACACGAACACUCGCCGCUUCUUGACAUUCAAGUCGACUCCUGACUCGCUCGAGUGUGUGGACGGGAUCCGCGCCAUCUCCAUGAUGUGGGUCGUCGUGGGACACACCUACAGCAUGACCUUGCUCAACUUCGUGCACAAUCUAGUGGACACUUUCGACUGGCUUACGUCAUUCCAAGGAACGUGGAUCAACUCGGCACCGAUCACUGUGGAUACUUUCUUUUUACUCAGUGGUAUACUUGCCGUGUAUACUGUCAUUGGAAAAAUCUCCCGAAGACGUUUCAUCAAGACUAUCCAUCUUUUCUACCUGAACCGUUUACUCCGUAUGUUCCCACUGUUGGCUGCUGUGGUUCUGCUCCAAGCCUCUGCCUUCCACCACGUGUCUGACGGUCCGUACUGGGCCAACCCAGCUCACGCCACCGAGAACUGUCGGGAGUACUGGUGGUCUGCAUUACUUCACAUUCAAAAUUACGUGAACCCUCUCAGAAUUUGUUUGUCCCAGACCUGGUACCUGUCAGUGGACAUGCAGCUGUACAUCGUCUGCCCCAUCGUGCUGGUCUUUAUGUUCGGCUCGGAGAAGAUCUCGUGGUGCAUCCUCACCGCUUUCGUACUCCUGUCUCUCGUGUCAUCCUCACUGUACAGUUUCUUGUAUAACUUCUCUGCUGCAUUAGCUAAUCCAGAACGUAUUGCCCAGUUCCAAGCUUACGUCCAAACUUACUACAUGAACACUUUGGCUCGUGCUCCUCCAUUCUUUGUGGGCAUGGUCUAUGGCUACCUGCUGUACUUGUGCAAGGACAAGAAAAUCAGAAUACCUAGGUUCCAAGUAAUUAUCCUGUGGGCGCUGUCCUUCAUUCUGAUGGCGUUCUGCAUCUUCUCCAUCUACCCCGUGAUGCAGCCCGGGCACACUGCGCAGCAGUUCGACAACUUCUUGAACGCGUACAUGCGCGCCAUCUGGGCCGUCGGCUUGGGUUGGCUUAUCUUCGCCUGCCACCAUGGCUAUGGAGGUCCUAUCAACUGGUUCCUCUCGCUACAAAUCUGGAAGCUGCCCGCUCGUCUCUCGUACGCCGUCUAUUUGCUCCACUUGCCAGUCAUCUUCACCGCCGUUGGAAGCUGGGUGAAGCCCUACUACUUCACUAAUGGACAGAAUAUGUACAGAUUCAUGAGUGACUUCGCGUUUUCCUUCAUAUUCGCCUUGGUCCUGUGUAUCUGCAUUGAUGCGCCUUUCUCAACACUUCAGAAGAUAGCUUUGGGUGGUGGCAAAAAGAGACCCCCAAAAGAGACGAAGCCCCCAGUAGAAGAAUCUCCUGAAGUAGUUAGCGCCACAAACGAGAGAUUUGUCAAGACAACAUUAUAGAUGACUACUGAAAACUGACUGACUGACUGACUAACUGACUGACUACUGUGGUAUUAUUAUAUUAGCCGCCUCGGCUUUGCUGUGUUCUCUUCAAUGAAAAGUGGAACUGGACUGAAAUAUAUAGUUUUAUAUACAUUUUUGUACGUAGUUCCUAAAAGAUAUUAGUGAUUGUAUACGAGGCUUCUCUCAAGUAAUUGUAAAUAUUUUCAUUCAAGACAGCCGAAGCUAACUAACUACAGGAGAAUAGAAAUGUAGUAUAAGUAUUAAAUUAGUUUAGAUAUAUUUCCAAGGAAUCUGUGUACAGCUAGCCAGUAACUGUGAUUAGAAGAUAAGAAUUAAUUUAUUAAAAUAUUUAGGAGCCUAUAAAUAAGAUCUUUGUACAAUGUAAGUAGCAAGAAUAUUUAAUGUACCGUAAUAGAUAGGUAUUAUAAUUUAUUAAUAAAAAAUAUGAAUACAAUAUA